AAAAGGAAAACCGGGCCGGUUUCCCGAACGCGAGCCGCAGCAACGAACGACGCCGCAUCCACCGCUCCCACGCCGCGGCCGUGGGCGACGCGACGGCGAGAGAGAGAGAGAGAGAGAGAGCACGGGACUCCGGAGUGGGAGAGGAGGAGAGGGGAUGCCGUGGCUGGCGCCGCUUGGUGUUGCUGCGGCGGCCUAUGACCGAGGGAGCAGACGGGCGCGCCAGUGGUAGAAGUGGGAGGUAUGGAGCUGGGCGGCGGGGUGGUGAUGGCCGCGGUGGACGGGGGCGGCGGCGGGGAGCUGGGGGGCGGGCUGCUCGGAUCUAGGCUGCUCAAGCACGGGAGAGGGGGCAAUGCGGGGGAUCAGGAGCACGGGUGGAGGCCGCCGGCGAAGCAGGCCCGGUCGGGGGACGCAUCCGCCGCGGCGGCGGCGGCCGCGGCCGUGUCCGAGGCGGUCAAGGUGGCCGCGCCGUUCCUGCUCGGCGCGUCGUGUAGCCCCGGGCAGGGCGGGGAGCAGAUGCUCAGCUUCUCGUCCUCCGCGUCGUCGUGCCCCUCCGGCGCCGCCGCCGCGGCGGCUGGCGGGGCGAUGCCGUUGUACUACGGCACCCCGGCUUCUUGCUCAGGAUUGAGCUCAGUGAGCUUGAGCAGCAGCUUGCAGGGUGCAAUGGCCAGGGUGAGGGGUCCCUUCACGCCGUCUCAGUGGAUCGAGCUGGAACACCAGGCGCUGAUAUACAAGUACUUGGCUGCCAAUAGCCCUGUACCUCACAGCCUCCUCAUCCCCAUCAGGAGGAGCCUCACAUCACCGUACUCACCUGCCUACUUUGGCUCAAGCACAUUGGGAUGGGGAUCUUUCCAGCUGGGCUACUCCGGCAGCGCGGAUCCGGAGCCCGGGAGGUGCCGCCGAACCGACGGCAAGAAAUGGCGGUGCUCGAGGGAUGCGGUCGCCGACCAGAAGUACUGUGAGCGACACAUGAACCGGGGACGCCACCGUUCAAGAAAGCAUGUGGAAGGCCAGCCUGGCCAUGCCGCGAAAGCGAUGCCCGCGGCAGUGGCAGCUGCCGCUGCUUCUGCUAACCAGCCUAGUACUCCGGCCGCCCAUGGUGGCGGAGCUGCCUCUGGCCUCGCUGUCAAUCAUCAUCAGCAGCAAAUGAAGAACUACACUGCAAAUACUGCCAAUCCUUGCUCUCUGCAAUAUAGCAGGGAACUGGUAAACAAGCAUAGUGAGAGUGAACAAGGGCAGGACUCGGACACCCUCUCAAUGCUGACUUCCAUGAACACGAGAAAUACGAGCAGUUUGUUUCCAUUCUCAAAACAACAACAUAAUCCUUUUGAAGUGUCUGGCUCAAGGUCAGAAUUUGGCCUAGUAUCACCUGACUCACUGAUGAGUUCUCCUCAUAGCUCCUUGGAGAACGUCAAUCUGCUCACAUCGCAGAGUCUUAAUGAACAUCAGAGUUCAGUUUCCCUUCAACACUUUGUGGACUGGCCCAGGACACCUGCACAGGGAGCUCUUGCAUGGCCUGAUGCUGAAGACAUGCAAGCUCAGAGAAGCCAGCUCUCAAUAUCUGCACCAAUGGCGUCUUCUGACCUGUCGUCAGCCUCAACAUCUCCCAUCCAUGAGAAACUGAUGUUGUCACCUCUUAAGCUGUGCCGUGAAUAUAGUCCUAUUGGUCUCGGGGCUGCAGCAAAUAGAGAUGAGGUGAACCAGGGAGAAGCAAAUUGGAUGCCUAUGUUCCGUGAUUCUUUGAUGGGUGGGCCAUUAGGUGAGGUUUUGACCAAGAAUAACAAUGUGGAAGCAAGGAAUUGCCUGUCAGCAUCUCUAAACCUUUUAAAUGAUGGUUGGGAUUCAAGCUCAGGGUUUGAUUCAUCCCCAGUCGGUGUUCUGCAGAAGACCACAUUUGGAUCAGUCUCCAGUAGCACCGGAAGCAGUCCUAGACUGGAGAAUCAUAGUGUUUAUGACGGUAUCACUAACCUGCGGGAUGAUCUCGGUUCAAUUGUUGUAAAUCAUCCAAGCAUCCGCCUGGUAUGAGCUUCUUGAUCAACAAAAAUUGCAACAAGAUGGCAGGAAACGAUUCAAUCAGCUUCAUCUUGUUACAUAUCAAUAUGACACCCUCUAGCGUGAGCAUUUACGUCGGUACUUUGUCAUUCAGACUAAUCUUGUGUUCUUUUUACCAUUUCUGCCGUGUUAUUUUUUUCCCCGUUGCUUUGUAACUUUCACCUUGGAUCUUGACAUGCUAUGAUGUGUGGUGUGGAUGGAUUUGGUGCUCCGUUGUGACAUAUAUCAUCUUAAAAUAUCCAAUGUGCGAUGUCAUAAUCGUGGAUGAAUGCGAUCUGAUUCUUGUCU
This is a messenger RNA of Oryza brachyantha (malo sina), 2337 nucleotides long. RefSeq names its product growth-regulating factor 6. The record is from RefSeq and is a predicted model, not a curated record. Gene Ontology annotation, cellular component: nucleus. The coding region runs from base 241 to 2022 and encodes 593 amino acids. The transcript has 4 exons. NCBI's taxonomy places the organism in Eukaryota, Viridiplantae, Streptophyta, Magnoliopsida, Poales, Poaceae. Gene Ontology annotation, biological process: DNA-templated transcription; regulation of DNA-templated transcription; developmental process. Gene Ontology annotation, molecular function: ATP binding.